Molecule: messenger RNA, 1401 nt
Organism: Sclerotinia trifoliorum
Lineage: Eukaryota; Fungi; Ascomycota; Leotiomycetes; Helotiales; Sclerotiniaceae
Source: the annotation of a GenBank genome assembly
AUGUCAAUCCAGUCCGGAAGAGAACCACUAGGAACAGAGGAAUCAUCUCGCGAACUCGACAAUCCGCUCACCCGGCCCCCAGAUUUCCCACCCUCACCCCAUGGGCGCGACCACCUCAGCCCGGAAGCAAGAGCGUGGGAAGAAGCCCUGGACGACUUAGAUAAACAACUUGACUAUGAGGAUGUCCACGGCCCAGGAACCUCGCAACAUCCAGGCUCUAGAUGGAAAUACAUUCCAUCGAAUCCUCCAGAAAAAGAUGGCCCCGAAAGCCAACGUGCCUUCAGGAAAGGAUUACUCGAAGAUGCAAGAGAACGAAUAAUGCGCGAAGUAAAACGCGAUUUUGCAGCCCAAGGGCGUGUAUAUAGACUUGCACUAUCCGAGUCAUCCGAGUCCUCAGGGGAAGAAAAACUUACAGAUACCCGCUCUUCUGUUGAUGUGACGCGCAAAAGAGAUGCCAAGGAACAUGCGAAAAAAGAUCGGGGUGAGCAUUCAGUUGAUCGGCCUGAUUUUGAUGCAUCUGAAGGGAGCAAAGAUUCUUCAAUUGAGGCGAAAAUCAGAAGGAGAGAUGACGAAAAUCAAAAGUUGAGGGAUGAUGUGCUCGAUGAAUGGAGUAGGAGGGUUGAAGCUACGUAUGAAAAAGAGGAUUUCUCCUCUGACUCUGAAAACGAAGAACAAGAUGAUCCGAAAAGUUUACUCAAAAAGGUUGCUGAGCUUGAAAAGAAAAGGAAGAAGGUUGAGAUUGUGGAUUCUCCCACCGAAACAACAGAUGAAAAAGAAGAAAUACAUUGGCUCGACGCACUCCAUGCCGAAAAGCUUUCUCCCACAGAAUUCAAAGCUCGGAUGGACGCCAAGUUGCAGGAAUAUGACCGCAGCUAUAAAAACACGCAGCGAGAAGAUGCAGAAAGGGCAGCUCGAACAGCUGAAUGGCGUCAUUUGAGCGAAGAAAUAGCAGCCGCCCGUGAACGAAGGAUGCAAACGUUGGAGCUCUUUGAGGCGUGGAAAGAGGCGCAAAAGCCGAAGUCUCCAGUGCACGAGAGUGCGCAGGAUAAGCAGCGGGCAGCGCAGAUGAGAUAUGAUUUGGCGUUUCAUCGCAAUAAGGCGUUUAUGGAAGUAGCUUCUUCAUUGGGUAGGGGUAGCAAGGGGGAUAAUAACUUGGUUCAUAAGGGUGCUGAGGGUGGAAGUGGAGCACAUCCUUCUCCUGGUGGAAAAUGUCCAAUUCACAAUGAACCUCAUAGUCCUGGAAGUGCGACGGACCAAAAUAUACCUUGGGAUAAAAUCAGCUAUGGGAUGAAAAUGAUGGGUGUGAGUCAAGGUGGGGAGAGUAUAGCUCCUCCUCCCGGUGGACAGAGGCCAUUUCAUAAUGAGCCCCAAAGCUCCUCAAGUGCCGCAAAGGAUACUUAG